AUGGGGGCAGGCCUUCCCUCCCUCGAAGAACUCGGCUUGACCACCGAGCAGCUCUUCACCACGUCUCCCUCAGCCCUCGCGCCCCGAGAUAAUGAAUUCACACAAGUGACCCGCUGCCGCACCCCUAGCGAGGGGUCCGAAUACGUCGCCGACGUCGACGACGUAAUUGCGUGCUACAACUACCUCGUGGCCCUCGGCGACUAUACCUGCAGAGAGCGCGAGCUCUGCAGGAUCGGCAGCGCUAAGAUCACGGGCAUAAGCAAGAACGGGCAUACAUGGUCUUGGGGUGUUCCUUUCGUUUUCACUACCGUGAAAUGUGUGAGCUGUUACACACAGGCACAAACUCGCCUAGCAGCCGUCCUUCCAUUUCUGGCUCAGGUCUUGUCCUAUACUUCGACGUCUUCGAGCUCUUCGGGUCUGCCCUAG
This is a messenger RNA of Pseudogymnoascus destructans, 426 nucleotides long. RefSeq lists its product as uncharacterized. The transcript has 2 exons. The record is from RefSeq and is a predicted model, not a curated record. Bases 1 to 426 code for a protein of 141 amino acids. Lineage: Eukaryota; Fungi; Ascomycota; Leotiomycetes; Thelebolales; Thelebolaceae.